AGAAUUAAAGCUAACAAUUGAGUUGUAAUGCGUUUAAUGCAUGAAAUAAAAAAACUGUCACUGAAUUGAAAAUUUGAAUUCAAAUUCAUUGAAUUGGAAACAGAAUUCUUUACAAACCGUUUGAAUAAUAAAAUUAGUUCUUCUGUUUCGCAAAAAAAAAUCUUCUGUCUUUGUCUCACAUUUUUUGACCACUUAUUUGCCGAUUAUUGUCACUUAAAUUAUCAGAAUUUUAUUGUUAAUCUAUAACUUCUGUAGUGUUUUUGUAAUUUUUCAGUUUUUACAUAAUUCUGUUAAUUUGUUGAGUGAUUUGAUUGCUGACCUCAACAACUGUCGAUCGAUUGAUCAGUUAUGAGCCGUUUUUUGUCUGCACUGGUCAUCCAUUUCAGACAACCAUUAGUGGUGGCCAUACCACUUGUAGGCGCCGCCCAUUGGUGUCAGCACCAGAAACGCUGCGCCUAUUUGGCUGACGAUAAAACAAUACAACAAGUCUGUGAGAGAGCGCUGAAAUCGGUGGUCUCUGUUCGGGUUUAUGUCGAGAAAACUGGUAGACCGGACAUUAGUCGCAUAUAUUCAACCAGUUCUGGAGUCGUCUUAGAUGGUAAAAGAGUGUUAACCACUUGUCGAGCUGUCGGUAACUCAGAUUCCGUUGAAGUGGGAGUUGGAGAUCCACUUAAUCAGCGCAUAGUUUCUUACAAAUGCAAAGUUGACUACAGAGACGAAAAGAGAGAUUUGGCAAUUUUACAACCACUACAUAGAGAUGCAAAGGUAGAACCAAUAGAAAUGGGUGGCAAAGACUAUGACUUUAAAGCUUCCGAUAAAGUGGUGGUCGCCGGUCACGCCUGGGAUUACACGACCGUCAACGCUGGUAUCAUAAGUUGGCCGAAUCGUACUGGCGAAGAUAUCACCAAAAUUGGCAAAAAGUAUCCGCUAAUCGCCGAUAAAACCCAAUACAUACAACACACGGCUGCAUUUGCCAUCGAUGACAUCGGCGGACCGCUCAUUCAUGUGGACAAAAGAAAAAUGAUUGGACUCUACUUCUAUCAGCAGCUCAUCGACAGUAUUAACACAUACUUUGCUAUUCCCGUUAAGGAGAUUGACCAAUUCUUAACUGAAGCGAAAGGUUACUUAAGUACAGACACAGGAGUGCCUGUACGAGAAAAAGAGCAAAAGAGUGGCGACGCUAAAAGUAAAGCUAUGGAACCCAAGGCACCGAAGAUACCCAAAGAACCCAAGAAACCCGAGGAACCUAUGGAACCGCCAAUUGUGUUACCUAAGCCGGGCACACCAGGUUGGAAGCCUAAAGGAAUUCCCAAAGAUCCGGAUGUACCAGGAUGGCAGGAAGCAAAGAAAAGGAAGCCUAGACCUCCAUCCAAAAAACCUGAAACUAAACCACAAAAACCUCAGCGCUGGGCUGAUCCACCACGUGAUCCAAAAAAAGAAUUUCCACCAAAACCAAGACCACCACCACCGAAGCGGACGCCAUCACAUAAACCGCGACCAACAAGUGAUGUGCAAUUGACGCCAGAAAACAACAACAUUGAGAAACAGUCACUACCAACUGACACAGGCAUCAAUGAAACUCCCGAAACCUGGCCACCGAUGCCGCCUAUCUCUCAACAACCACAACCCGAACCCUUUUUAUCUGAUUUUUAGGCAAAAUCCGAAAUAUUUUUACCGAUUCUUUUCUCUAUUUUAUUAUUUAUUUGUUUUUAAUUAACUUUUAAUUAUUUAUAAUUUUAUUUUAUUUUGUUUUCAAUUUAAUAGCAAUUAUUUAGCUAUUUAUUAAUUUCUAAAUUUUUAUCAAUUAUUUUUUCUUUACGAUAAAUGUAUUUAUUAUUAUUUUGUGUAUUUAUGUAU
Messenger RNA from Oppia nitens, 1857 nucleotides. RefSeq lists its product as uncharacterized. Bases 349 to 1653 code for a protein of 434 amino acids. The transcript has 3 exons. The record is from RefSeq and is a predicted model, not a curated record. Lineage: Eukaryota; Metazoa; Arthropoda; Arachnida; Sarcoptiformes; Oppiidae.